UGCGCCACAUCGGGACAGACCCACCCAGAGCCAGGCCUCAUAACGGAGCAGAGAGAGGACGCAGCAGAACAACGCAGCAACAACGAAGAUCCCACACAAACCACCAACUCACGGGCCAUGAUGGGGAGAUUGUCCGAGGUUGCUGUUGUGUCCCUUCUUGUUGUCUUUCUCCUGAGCACUGAAUCUACAUGGGCUAAAAGAGGUAGCAGCAGCAGCGGAAAGAAGACCUCAUCAUCAAGCAACAGGGGUGGGACACAAACAAAGCCAUCUAGCUCUUCACCAGGAAGCUAUCCGAGGCAGCCCCAGAGUCCCAAUCGAAACCCCAAUCCAUAUCCCGCCGGGGGAAGUUACCCUCAUCCUGGAGCAGGCAACACAAAUCCCGGAGGUGUUCCCAGACAAAACCCAGGAAGUUAUCCAGGAGCUGGUAGUUAUCCUAACCAGUAUCCUGGUAGAGCCAAUCCUGGAGGUUAUCCAAACCAGAACCCUGCAGGUGGCUACCCAGCUGCAGGUGGCUACCCAGCUGCAGGUGGCUACCCAGCUGGAGGAGGCUACCCAGCUGGAGGUGGUUAUCCUAACCAGAAUCCUGCAAGAAAUUAUCCAAAUCAGUAUCCGGGUGCAGGAGGUUACCCAGCAGCAGGUGGUUAUCCUAACCAGAAUCCUGCAAGAAAUUAUCCAAAUCAGUAUCCAGGUGCUGGAGGCUACCCAGGUGCCGGGGGCUACCCAGCAGCAGGUGGCUACCCAGUCAGAGGGGGUAAUACAGGACAAGGUUGGGGUGUGCCUGGCGGAAAUCCCGGGGGUUACCCCGGUGGUUACCCUGGUGGUUACCCUGGUGGUUACCCUAACUGGAACCCCAAUAAUAAGAUCCUCAGUCCCCGCUUUGGUGGGGGAGGCUAUGGGCAUGGUGGUUAUGGGAUGGGAGGUUCUCCAUUCUCCCAAUCUGUACAGAAUAUGGGAUACAAGCCCCAGUCAACAGGUUUUGCCAAAAAAGCCAUGGUGGCAGCUGGUGUCGGUGCUGUGGCUGGGAUGGCUGUUGGAUAUGGACUUGGGCGCUUCCCUAGACCGCAUUUCAAUUUCCGAAACCCUGAAGAGGAGCAACACUACAACAACUACAUGUACCGCCGUUAUGGCUCCCGCUCCACCGAUGAAAAAGACUUUGGCCGUGAUUAUGUCUACAACCCUCCACCACGAGCACAGACUUAUGAGAACUUCAUGAGUACCUGCAUGAAUAGGACUGACCUUCUGAAAGAUCAGGGCAGCAGCUCUUCCACCACUAAGAUUGGAAGCAAUGAGCAUAAUGACACCGUCAGCAUUGAAGAGAUUGGAUACCCUGCACUGAUUAAGCAAAUGAAGUCCCGACGCUGUGUGGAGCUGUACAUGGUUUAUUCUGAGCAGUUUCUGGAGGAACGAAAGGCCGAGCAACAGUCGCAGCCCAGUCGCAGCGACCCUCUGAUCUACGGCGUGAUUCAGCUUUGCACCUCCCUCUUCGUGCUACUGUCCAGCAUGCUCCUCCUCCAGUGAGAAACAUUUAGAAUUCCUUUCUCUAUAUACCCCGAAUGGGUUUCUACUUUGCCUAGUAUACUUGCACGUCUACUGUCUACUAAUGUCACUUUGUCCCCUCAUCACAAACUUAGUUGUAUACUGAGUCAUAUUUAGUCAACCAUUUUGUAUAGCUGACUAACAAAAGGUAACAAAAUGUCUAUGUGUAUAUCAUGACAAAAGGAGAGGCAGCAGUCAGUUUGAAAUCUUUGUUAGAUUUUAUGUCGCACGAACUGCACUUAAUUUUUUUCUGCCUGUUUUUUGUCAGUAAUUGAUUUUAAAAGCUUAGAAAACAGAUUCAGGGUAUUUAAGUUAAGGCACUGACGAUAAAUGUAUCUGCUACUGUGUAAAAUAGGAAUGUUACUAAGAGUUUUAUACAUGUACAGAUUAUCUAAUCGUUCCCCUCAUGAGUACUGGAUGAUUAAUUAGAUGGACUGAAGUGGCUAGAUAUGCUUAAGCAAAAGAAAAUUUUCAUUCAAUAUAAAACAAAUUGAAGUCAGGGUCCGAGUGUAUACAUCAGUAUGUUACGACUACGAGUAUUAGGACUAAUAAAGGGGAAAACUUCUGAAAAUUAAAGGAGAACACAAUCAUAAUAUUUCGAGAAUAAAAUCAUAAUUUUAGGGGACAUGUUAUUUUAGAGGGGGAAUAUCAGAAGAUCAGCCUGUUGCCUGUGUCUAAAUGAACAACAUGGCGCAAAUUGUUGAGUUGUACUUGAGUAUAGUAUCUUCAGGAGUUGUACACGUGUACGUAGGCAACUGGACUUGCUUGUUUCUUCUCUUCAAGGUUUAUUUGGUUUAUUACCCCUCUGUUAUGAGUCUAGUAAAAUUAGGGCCAAGAGUUAAAUUGACAUGUAGCCUGAACACUCAUUUUACAAUUUACACAUUUUUGGCCUUGUGAUAUUAUGACUUUAUUCUUGAAAUCUCAAAUAUUUUUUUCCCUUCAAGUCGCCCUAAUACUCUGACGUAUGCAGUUUUCAUUUUGAGAUGAAUUGGUUUUAAAAUUGGCCUUUCAAACAAAGUAAGCGACAACUCCCCAAGCCACUAAAAGCUGUCAAGACUGGCCCAUGUUCAGAUUUUGUUAAAUGCACUUUCUUUCUCUCAUUUCUUGGAAAUGGUUAUUAAGUCAAAUGUCCCACAUGGCCCGCAAAUUCAAAAACAUCAUUGAAUUACACUGGAGGAUGCUGGAGGCCAAUUUUUUAUUUUUUUUGCACAGCUGGGGAUUUUCCCAUUGACAUUUUUGCCAAUGAAUAGUUUAACACUUGUGUUGAAAGAAAUCAAAAUAAAAAGACAGCCUCACGCAAAGAGCAGGUCUGCCUCGUCUCAGGAUUAUGGUACUCACUCAUUGUUUGUUUGUUCAGCGGCCUGAAAAAAAAAAAAAGAGAUUGCAUUUAAUAGCUCUGGAGACAGGAGGCAUGAUGCCAUUAGUGCAGCUGCUGCCCACGGUUGAGAAGGAAAUAGAGCAUUUGUUGAUGCUUUUACUCUGGGCAGUGAUUCGAUUGUGGUUUAGAACAGAGAAGGUUCCACAACAAUUCACCAACUCUGCUGUAUCUCUGUACCUUAACCUUAACGUAUCGCACGGCUCCUUCACAGUUGGGGCAAGAUUAACUGGGCAACUAGAGGCACUGACUUUAAAUCGGCUGGAAACAGGGUGUAGCUUUCCAUUCCAUCGUACAUGMACAUGGCUGUCUUGGUUCGCUCCCGUAUCUUGUGCCAACCUCGGUUUCAUGUUCAUGUUACCAGCCAUACCCUCGGUUUCCAGAGACACUGAAACUUUAUAGGCUUCCCAGGCCUGUGCUGUUCAGUACUUAUCUGUGUCUUCCUCUCAUCACCUUCCUAUAUUGCCCAUGAGAUAAGUUAGUUGCUGGUGGGUCUGUAAUUUGUUUGCAAAUCCCGACUCCCCUUCUUUUCAUGACGUGUCUCUCCAGUGUAUGAAUAUGUGCUCUUCUUUUUGUUAGUUGUGUUUAGUGAUUGUUUUUGUGAUACUUUUAUUAUUACAACCUGUUCAUUUUAGUCUGCUGUUUGGACAGAGUGUAUUCAAUAUACUUACACAAUAUUCAGUGUGUAAUAAUAUAUAUACACCAGUAUAUAGAGGUAAAAUAAAAGAGUACAGUCAAAAUAGUCACAAAGCAGACUGUACAUCUGGAAGUGAUCAUAUAUGGACCUUUUAUUGAUUGUUUGCUGAUUGCUCCUUCUCUUAGUUAAUUGUUUUCAUAUUCUCCAUCUAUAGUUUCCCGUUUUAAUAUUAUUGAUUCUGGCAAAAUGAAUUGGAUUGAUUUGAAAAUAAUAAUUUGACCACUUCAUUAUGUUUGUGCUGUAGAAUAUCUGUAAAGUGCACUUAUUUCCCUGUAGGACUGGGUCUUUUGUAACUGCUGGAGAUCUGUGUGGAUUGUCUGGUUCAUUUAACCUAAUUUUAAAACUGUAAUGAUUUUAAAUUGUCAUGGCUCUCUGUAUGUUAAAUAAAAA
Molecule: messenger RNA, 3998 nt
Organism: Paralichthys olivaceus (Japanese flounder)
Lineage: Eukaryota; Metazoa; Chordata; Actinopteri; Pleuronectiformes; Paralichthyidae
Gene: prnpb
Product: prion protein b
Biological process (GO): protein homooligomerization
Cellular component (GO): membrane
Source: RefSeq, a predicted model, not a curated record